Molecule: messenger RNA, 1008 nt
Organism: Solanum verrucosum
Lineage: Eukaryota; Viridiplantae; Streptophyta; Magnoliopsida; Solanales; Solanaceae
Product: probable LRR receptor-like serine/threonine-protein kinase At3g47570
Exons: 2
Coding region: 103-639 (178 amino acids)
Biological process (GO): protein phosphorylation
Molecular function (GO): ATP binding; protein kinase activity
Source: RefSeq, a predicted model, not a curated record
AGUUUCGGCACUGUGUACAAAGGAAUUGUUCACUCAUCAAAUGAAAAUCCAGUUGCAGUCAAGGUACUCAACCUCCAAAGACACGGUGCAUUUAAAAGCUUCAUGGCUGAAUGCCACACCUUGAGAAAUACCCGGCAUAGAAACCUGGUGAAAGUCAUAACUGCAUGCUCCAGCAUUGACUUCAAAGGAAAUGACUUUAAGGCCAUAAUGUAUCAGUUCAUGGAAAAUGGAAGCUUGGAGGAGUGGUUACGUCAAGAAUCAGAAGGACAAAUACAAUGCAAUAGCUUAAACAUUCUUCAGAGAUUAAAUAUUGCAAUAGACGUGGCUUCUGCAUUAUAUUAUCUUCAUCAUCAAUGUGAAAUCCCUGUGGUUCACUGUGAUCUCAAACCAAGUAAUAUUCUUCUCGACGACAACAUGAUAGCACAUGUAAGUGAUUUUGGAUUGGCCAGGCUCAUCCCUAGUUUUUCUGGGGAAGGCAACCUUAACCAAUUCAGCUCACUCGGAAUACAAGGAACUAUUGGAUACGCCCCACCAGAGUAUGGCACGGGUGCUGAGGAGAUUUGUGUAGUUAUGGGAUCCUAUUGCUGGAGAUUUUCACUGGAAAAAGGCCCACAGACAAACUAUUCGAAGACAAUGUGAAUCUGCACCUUUUCAUCAGACUGGCAUUACCAGAUCAAAUAAUGGAUAUUGUUGAUGGAUCCGCUCUCUGUGGAGAAAUGACAUUAGAGGAUGCUAACAAGAAUAUAAGUAGUGAACAGAUCAAGUGCUUGGUUUCUAUUUUCCAACUUGGGCUAGCAUGUUCAGCAGAAACACCACAGGAGAGAAUUAACAUGGAGCAAGUUUAGAGGGAAUUGAUAAUAAUCAGAGACAGGUUUCUGAAGUAACAGGAACACACUGCUAAGCAGUCCCUACAGACCGCUCACAGAAAAGCUUGAUUGAGUUGAUAGUUACGAAUUGUCUUAUGUAUGGCCAAUCUCAGAUAUCAACUUAUACUGUAUUUUACACAUA